Molecule: messenger RNA, 5636 nt
Organism: Linum trigynum
Lineage: Eukaryota; Viridiplantae; Streptophyta; Magnoliopsida; Malpighiales; Linaceae
Source: the annotation of a GenBank genome assembly
AUACAUCUCUCCGGCCAACGGGCCGGGUAAAAAACUAGUGAAAGUUAAUAAUAAUACUUCCUAAAAAAAAUUACAAAUAUACCUCUUAAUUAUGAACAUGUAACAAAUCAUAUUCUUUUGUUAGUAUUUCCGUCAUUUAAGUGUUAAUAUCGGAAAAGACUAUUUUACCCUCACUUAUCAUCUAAAUAUUAUUUACCCAAAAAUUAUACUUACCUUUCUCUAGCGAAGUUGAAAGCUUCUCGUUACUUUCUUUCCCCCCAUAAAUUACUCUACUAGAGGGAAUGUACAAUAGCACCCCCUCCGGUGGUACUUCAACCCCUUAGAUGCAUUUUUUUAAAUUUCAUAGAUACUUAAAACUCAAUCUCUUUCCAAAUUUACUCUUUCCCUCUCAUCUCUUAUUUACGGGCAUGGAAAAGCCUGGAGGGCGUGAACAUCACCUCAAAACCGUAAAACUCACACAUGUCCAGCAACAACACUCCAUGUCGCGGGCUGAGCAUUGUUCACAGCCAGGAGGGUUGAAAAUCUCACGUAAACCGCAAACUCUGCAGUUCACUGCUUGAGGUGAAAACGGGGCAUGAAAAUAACCUCCAAACCGUGAAACUCACCGUAUUGCGGGAAUAAAAUAGUACCUGUGAGUUUUGAGAGCGGGGAGUUGGGUUUUCACCCAAAAACACCCAAGGGCGAUUCUAGAGAGAGUGAUCUAGGAGGGUUCUUGGAGCUAUUUUGGAGGUACCCAACCCCAUUGGAGCUUGAAGAUCCUCCCUAGAAGAUGAACAUUGAAGAUCUUAGACCCUAUUGUAUUCUCUCUCUUCUCCUCUCUAUGAAUUAGUUUCCUUGACUUAGGUUUAUGAACCCUACUUAUAGAUCUUGGACUUUCAAAAACAAUAAAUGCAAUGGACUCUUGAAGGUGCUCUUUAUUCUUUCUUAUCAAGGUAGGAGUUAUUCGUUUUGGUCUCCUUUUUUAAACUUUGCUCCACUUGGCACAAAAAAAAUUCAAAUUUGCAAAUUGACAUCUCUCCCUCAUGACCGAGAGCGAAAUGCACAUUGUCUUCCCUAUCAAGGUCCCAUGUGGCAAACUUCAAGGUAGGAUUCAUUGUCAGAGCACCAGUUCCCGCCCUGCAAUCCACGUCUCAACGAUAGACGCGUUGCCACACAUGUCGGGUUCAAACGAGAGCAGGGGGCUCAUGGCUCGCUAAAAGGUGAUAUUACCUUGUCAUACGAGCCCGUAAGGAGGAGAGGUAUUUUGGGAGGUAGAAGGUAGUAAAAGAUGAACGAGAUGCUGUAAAGCUAUCCGAACCCCAAACACAUCCUCAAUCGGCUCCGGACCAAAGAGAAGGGCCCUUCGAUGGCUCAACUCGAACACUAUGCCCGGUUACCCUCACAUGAAAACCUCAAUUUUUUUUCAAAAGUGAGUACAUUUACACAUGUUUUUAUGUCCAAAAAGUAGAAAGUCUCGCACAUAGGUCUUACCUAAUUAGCAAACAUUAUCAACUCACCAAAGAGGAAGAUAAGGAUAAAAUCCCUCAUACACCGACAACUCUUGUAAAUGCAAAUUACUCCCUAUAAAACACGCCAUAUCGAUUAUCUAGCAUAUCAUCAAGGUUUCAAACACAAAAUAUAAGCGAUUCAAUACACCAAAAUACAAGUAAUCGACAGCAAACACCCCCACACAUCGAUCAUCAACGUCUUACAUUCAUGAUUAAGGGAGGCUACUACCAACUAUGGAAAAAUCAUUCAUGAAUCAUUCAAACAUGCAUACAAUCCCCCCCCCCCCCCCCCCCCACACACACACACACACUCUUUAGAGACACAUUGUCCUCAAUGUGAGAAUGUAAAGAUAGGUUCAUGAAUUGUUACCGUAGGGUGUUUUGGUGGGUUGGUGUAGGUGUACAAGUGUAGGUCUUUGUCUUUGUCUUUCUGGUUGGUAUAGAAUGAUAAACAUGUCGAAUUCGGCUAGUCUCCUUUGUGCUUUAUUCCUUGGUGCAGUAUUGGAUGUCAAUUUCCAUUUUGUCUAAGAAGGUAUUGGAUCAGAUUUCAUAAGAUUAAUUCAGAAUUUAUAUGGUAUGACGAUAGUCAGGGAAGGCAAAGGUCUCAUGGGAUAACCUAGCUACUAAGAAGAAAGAGGGAGGGUUGGGAUUAAAGAUUUAUAUACAUGAAAUGUGACUUGUUUAGGGAGGCCAGUCUGACUAUUAUUCAUGUAUGGAGGUAGUGUUUGGUGACAUGGAUUAGUCACUAUAGGCUAAACGGCCGAGUUGUGUGGAUUUUACGAGCAACAUUUGUAGGUUCGUUGGAUUUGGAUGCAAUUGUUCAAGUUUCAAAAUUGAUUUCAAUUUCAAAUGGAUGUUGACACUGCGGAAAAUGUACUUGGGAGGGAAAACCCUUUGUGAAAUACCCAGUGAAGUAGGUUUGGGAAACAAUUAGGGUACAUAGACCAUAGGUGCCUUGGUGGCAAGUCUUUUGGAAUAAAUUCAUCAUUCCAAAAUACACGUUUCUUGUUUGGUUGAUAAUUUUGAACAGGAUGAGUACCAAGGACAAGUUCUAGGCAUGAGGGAUAAUAACUGAUGACUCUUGUGUCCCUAGCAGCAAUGGUAUAGAGAGAAGAGACCGUUUAUUUCAAGGCUAUAAUUAUUCUGGACUUUGUAGGUAUUUUUUAGGAGUAGGAAAGUUUAUAGGUAUUUUUUAGGUUGGUUUGAGGAGUUUUGAUAGGUGAUGUAGCCAAUUCUGGACUUUGUCCUAAUUAUUUUGAGGUUUGAUGUAUUGGUCAAGUGAGCUUAAUAUAAAUCCUAAUUAUUGAGAAAUGUUUUUGGAUUGAUGUUUCUACCAAAAUAAAAUUGGAUUGAUGUCACAUGUAGCAUGUAAGGAGCAAAUCAAGUGCAUAAACACUUCCCCCAUUAAAUUUUAAUAGACUAUAUCUCAUUGAUUUUAGUAUAUGUUAUAGUAGUAUGAAAAAUAGACUAUGAUGAUACGAUGUUAGUAUAUGUGGUCCAAAAAUUUCCUUCUAAAAAAAUAUUGAAAAUAAAUAUCAUUCUUUUAAAAAAAGUAAGCCUUCUUAAUGAAUUACUUUCUUAAAAAAAAGGUAUCCAAGUCCUGAGCAUUGAAUCUUACAAUCAAAGUCUGAUUUCAUUCCUUAAUGGCUCUCUUGAGAAAUAAUAUCCAAAUUCACAACAUUUAUUGUUACAAUCACAAUUAAUUUUUCUUAAUCACUUACUUUCCUUAUAAUGACUCAAUAAUUACAUUGCAUAUCCUAAAAUUGUAAAUUCUCAUUUUUUCACUCCAUCUUGUAUAGUAUAUAAAUGAUGACCUACUCAAUCAUUUCCAUCCAGCCUCCUCCCCCACCUGCCUUUUUCACUGCUCUAAAUUGUCAAUCCAUGAUGAAACCCAGAAACAAGUCAAUGGGUUUCUUUUAUGCUAUCAUUUGUAUGUUGUUUGCCUUUGCAACAGUUGCUUGCACUGCUCUCAACUCAAUCCCCAUCUCCGGGAUGGAGUAUCAUGCACCUCCAGGGGCCAAUCCGUGCCAUGAACCAGGUCAUCCUUGCCAUCAUCCUCCUUCAACUGAGACGGACCAACAACUUGAGGAUUAUCAGCCUAUUGAUCCAGUACCAAAGCCUCCUCCAGUACCAAGCCCUCCUCCUUUAGCAGAACAUCACUGAAGAUAAUAUGUGUAGUUUAUAUAUGGAGGGAGGAUUAUGCAUGUGAUUUAACUAAGAAUAAUAAUGGUCUUUCACUUUGGUUCUGAUUUGGUUUUCUGAACUUUGUGUUCAAGCCGCUCGUUUCCCUUACUAAUAACUCGUCCUUAACCUAAUUAUCUAUCUUGAUCUUCCUUUUCCUUUUGUAAUUUUAUUAUAUGCUACUGAAUAUAUUGACAAGCGUGGGUAUCUGACACGCUAAAACACAACACCAAACUGCGACCAAGUGUAAUCGUAGUCCGGAAAUGCAGACUAGUGGCAAGUUCUAUUUGUCAACCCGGGGUCUAGAUCUACUACCUACUCCAUGAUUAUCUAUUAUGUAGAAAACUAAGUCGAGUGAUUGUGAUUUUAAGUAAAAGCAGUAAGAAAGCAGAAAAUGGUUCAAAGUUCUUUAGCAAGGGAUGAGUCACUUGGGAAUCAGUCCCCCUAGCUCCUUAGUUAGGUCAAGGUUGUAAUUACCCUGGGUUGAUUAACUAUUGAUUAAACUGCGGAAGAUCCAACAGUAGCUUGGAAUCCCUUAAGCUGACCAAGCCCUCUCAGGUAGACUAACCGGCAGGCGACUAGCCUUCACCGGGAUAGACUGCUGAGUCAAUAAAAGCAGAACUCCACUACUGGAAUUGGAUUCCAGUAAAAAGCAGUAAAUCGAUUAACUCUCGUAUAACCAAUCUACCACUACCGUUUGCUUGUCCCCAAGCAAACGGUAGUGGUAGAUUGGUUAUACGAGAGUUAAUCGAUUUACUGCUUUUUACUGGAAUCCAAUUCCAGUAAGCAAACCAAGUCAAAUACAAGGUAAGCUCAACACAUUUCAAUCAUACCACUUUGGGGACAUAUCAUAUAGGCACAGAACACGUGAAUCAUACUGGCUUUUGAUCAUUUACAUAAGGACAACUCAACAGCAACCUAGACAACCACCACAGAGGACAUUCGAGUGCAGCAAAAUCGGGUAAAGGAAGAGGAAUCCUUUCUGUUCACCAACCAACAUAGACUCGAAUCAAACACUUAACCAAGACAGUCAUCGCAUGCAUCAAACUCAAGACAUCAGAAUCAAGAUCGAGCCAUCUAGGUCCUCACCGGGGUAAAGAGCAUAAAGAACAAGGAAAUGAAUCACUCACUCUCGACCAGUGAGGUCAGGACAAUUUGAUGCAAAAAAUGCGCAUGGCAGCCUCUAAAUGUUAGAGUUCACAUGAGGGAUGUCACCACUAACUAAUCCGGAGGUCUUAGACACAUGUUCAAGUGACUGGAUAGGGUCUUGGACAUGCGAAAAAGACUUUUAGGUGGUGGAAGUAUUCAUAGCACAAGGUUCCACAGUUCCAAACCCAACACAAUCACAGCCAAUCAAACCACUUACUUUCUUUCUGCUAUUCUGCAUUACUUAAAUUCCUUAGAGCACAAGAGCGAAGGAGGUCACAAUAAUGUUAGUAUUUCCAAGCCAGACUGCUAAGAAACACUAAUUAAUGAGCAUGAUUCAACUUUUUGGUAGUGACUCUCUUUUGCUUUCAUCCAUCUUUUUUUUUUUACUUUUUUUUUUAUUUCUUGAGAGAACCACCACCUCUGCACAUUUUUCAAUCACAUGCCCAACUUUUAAGCACUACCUCCAACCCUCACAUUAUUUUUAGCAGAAACAGCAAAGAACAAGUAAAAAACCACUCUGUGGAACCUUCUAAGAGAUGCAAAAGGGUGAUUUUUCAUUGUAGACCGAAAGAAAGUAAAGUACACGGCUCAAAGGGGCUGACUAGGGGGUAUGACACACCAGGACAGUCAAUUUGGUCGUGGGCUAUUCCUAUGCCUCCAUCAUCUUAGCUAGUGACAACGUGAAUGCUACACACAUCAUGGAAGAGGGAUCUAUCGCACAAGAAAGAAACGAGCAGGUUCAAAUCUCACAUGGCUACCUAUAUGCUCUAUAUCUCAUUAUGAUUCCCUGAACUAGAUGCAUAAACGACUGUCAAGAGG